UAGAUGUUAAAACCGUUUUCUUUUGCUUCUUUUAAACCCAGUGUGUAGAGAUGUAAACCUGGUUUCUUGUUCUAGUAUGUUCCAAGUUAACUAUAUAUUUAGCAAACAAAUUCUUGAGAAAAAAAAAUACUGUUUCUAAAUGUUCUGUGUAUUUUACAACAAAUAAAGAAAAUUCUUGCUUUAUUUUUUCUCAAUAUUUUUGCGAUUUUGAUAUUUUUUAUGAGUUAUGAUUCUAAAUAAUUUUUAAGUACUCAAAAUUCAACAUGUACUUUUGUCUUUUAAUGAGAAGAAUAUUCAAUGAUGUUUUUCAUGAAUUUAAAAUCUCCAUUAUAGUUUCGCUCCCUUUUUAGCCUACUAGUGAAUUUAUUACCCAGUUAAUUGCAGAUAAUGAUGUAAAGAAGAAAUUAUGGAUUUGGAAAUUGAUUUUGCUGGGAAUACUGAUAACAUAGUUAAGAUUGAAGAAGAUUGCAUAGACCUAGAUAGUGAUGAUACAGACUACAGUGAGCCAGAGGAGGAUUUUGAAGAAGAGGUGGUGGAGUUAAAUUCAUCUCAAGAUACUGAUCCUCCACCUACUCCUCCUCCGGUCAAGGAAGAGCCCCUUACUGUCCCUACUGUCACCUACAGUAAUGCGAAAUAUUUCAAAAAGCAACGAACUGUGAUCACAGGAAUUGUAGAAAAUAAAGAAAAAAGUUCAGAGCCCUGUAACAAAGUGUCCUUAGAAUCUAAUAUUCGUUACUUUACGACAACAAACUUUACCCCUGGAAGUAUUGGAGAAAACGGUCGGAAAAGAAAGCUUUGUGACGAGAUGAUUAAAGCUGAGUUUAGGGAAAUGGAAAUUAGACCAGAGAACGGUGAAGUCCUGUCGGAGAGGUUAGCCUGGGUUAAAGUUGAACCCGAGACUGAAAAAGAUUCUAAGGAAGACAUUAAGACAGUUUCGAAUGAAACUGAUGUAAAAGAUGAAUUAAACACGGACUGGAUAGAUGUAAAGAUAAAAGAAGAGUUUAACCCCGAUGAGUUCGGACCAAGGGAAGAGAAAAGUUUACGACUGUACAACAAGAUGAGAACCUGGUGGUUCUCAAAGUUUGGUUCAGAUCUCAACUCAGGAGAAAAGGUUCUUUUCGAAGGUAAAGUUAGGUUUCGUGUUCUUACAUACAACAUCCUAUCUCCGACUAGCCUAGAGAAGCAGAGACAUUUAUACAAGAACAAGAAGAGUUUUUUACUCUCCUGGGAGUACAGGCUCACUGGAAUCAAACGUGAAAUAGAAUCCUUGAACCCAGAUAUCAUCUGUUUUCAGGAAAUUGACUUUUUUGACUCAGAAACUGUGAACAAUGAUAUUUUAGAGUUUUUAGACUCUCGGGGGUUCAGUUACAAAGGAACCCAGAGAACUGGAGGAAAAACCGACGGUUGUGCAAUAUUUUUUAAGAGUUCUAUUUUCCAAUGUGAGGAACAUAAACUUGUCAAGUUUAAAAGAGAAGGGUUGUCCUUUCUCUCCGGGAACAGUGUUGGUGUUAUCUGCAGGUUCAAGGUGUUAAAUACACCACAAAGAUUAGUUGUGGGAACAGUCCAUUUACAAUACGGAGAGAGAAAACAUUUAACAAGACUUGCUCAAGCCGCCAUUUUUUUAGCAGGUGAGUUUUUAUUUAAUUCCACUUCAAGUGUAUGUUUUCUCAUCUUGAAUACUGAUUAAUGAAGGCCUCGCGCA
This is a messenger RNA of Eurytemora carolleeae, 1702 nucleotides long. RefSeq lists its product as uncharacterized. The record is from RefSeq and is a predicted model, not a curated record. The transcript has 3 exons. Gene Ontology annotation, molecular function: 3'-5'-RNA exonuclease activity. The coding region runs from base 407 to 1687 and encodes 426 amino acids. Lineage: Eukaryota; Metazoa; Arthropoda; Copepoda; Calanoida; Temoridae.